This is a messenger RNA of Emiliania huxleyi CCMP1516, 514 nucleotides long. RefSeq lists its product as hypothetical. The record is from RefSeq and is a predicted model, not a curated record. NCBI's taxonomy places the organism in Eukaryota, Haptophyta, Isochrysidales, Noelaerhabdaceae. The transcript has a single exon. Bases 43 to 441 code for a protein of 132 amino acids.
GGCCUUGCACGCAAAGAACGACCCGACCUACCUCACGAGGUAAUGCCUGCUGCCAGCCUCCUCAUAAUCAUGUCUUCGCUUGCCGCGCCAACCGUCGAGCGUGAGAGUGUGCGCCCAACUCACGCCCAACUCGCGCCCACUAAUGCCGACUACUCCUCGACUGACGCUGGCACGCUCCGCGAGGACGUGCGGCCAGUCACCUGCUCGACCAAAUGCAACACACUAUUCAUGAAGAAGGAAGGCGCGUGCUCAUGCACGCACAGCGUGUGGAAGAUCACAUUGUGGGCGUUCGGUGCUAUCUCUGGCGUCAUAGCCCUCAGCGCCCUCCUCAGCGCUGCGAACAGGCUGAUGGAAAAAGGAAUGUCGGCGUCGACCGAGCUUCAGCCCGCGACGGAGUCGAAGCAGCCCGACGGCACCACCCCCCGCCGUCGCGCCUCCUAGAACCCACGCGUACUGUGUCGUGUCGUCGUGCGCCGUUUGUGCGGUCUUGUACACCAAGUACACAGCCUGUCGU